UGCUAAGCGUGAAUGAUGGACGGCACAGUAGUAGUGCAAGGUGUGGGAAUUGCGUUGGCUGCGUUGCUAACCGCCAUAGCAGAAGCAAUGAAGAAUAAUCCGUCCAUUUUCAAGAAGAAGAAAGCCUUCGACUUGGCCAACCUGGAAUCCACCCUAAAGUCGAUAGAACCUAACAUCAGAAAGAUGGAACGUCUCAACAACGAGAUGGGACGCCCAAAGGAGGAGCUAGAACCACUCAUAAAGAAAUUUGAAGAGGGAAUUAAGCUUUUGAAGCAGUGCUCCAAUGUCCGCUGGAACUCCAAGGCUGCUUACAUGGCUCAACUGCAGGCAUUUGAUGACUCCUUCGGUAAGCUUCUCCACACCAUCGUGGAAGUUCAGACUGCAACAGAUCAAAAGGAGAUGCUCCAAUUGCAGCAUCAAAAAGGUUUCCGAAGGUGGCUCGUGUGUUUUCGCAGCAAAUGAGGGACUUGGA
Molecule: messenger RNA, 472 nt
Organism: Vigna radiata var. radiata (mung bean)
Lineage: Eukaryota; Viridiplantae; Streptophyta; Magnoliopsida; Fabales; Fabaceae
Exons: 2
Coding region: 13-462 (149 amino acids)
Biological process (GO): defense response to fungus; DNA catabolic process
Cellular component (GO): exodeoxyribonuclease VII complex
Molecular function (GO): exodeoxyribonuclease VII activity
Source: RefSeq, a predicted model, not a curated record